CUCCUGCCUGCCUCUCCCCUGUCCGGAACUCAAUCUCUAUCUCAACAGCAAACGGAGCAGAGGACUUCAGCAGGGAUUCCGAGUGGACCAACACAGCUAAUCAGAGCUCAGGUGAACACGGGUUUGUCUAUGUCGCGUUUAGUUCCUCGAUUAUUGCUUGAUGCGAUUUCUGAGAUUUUGAUACCAAGUACAUAUUUUCGGAAUCCGUAUUUUCUGCUGAGAGUGGUUAUGCUGUGGUUUUCUCUUGGAACUCAAAGUUUUUAGCUUCUGUGUAUCAUUUGGGGGAUAUGCAGUUUCCAUGGACGUGUUCCAGUCAAAACCUCUGCACUCUCAGUCGCCCUUAUCUCCAUAACGGAAAGCUCUUCCUAAUCUCAUCGUUAAAUAAAAAACAAAUCCCAAUUUCCAGCCUCGGAAACUUAUUGCAGGCACGCAGGUUCAGCGUGCCAAAGAGCAAAUUUGGUGUUUCAGAGGCUGUUGGAAAGUGGGUUGGGACUUGCGGGUCAGCAUUUCCAGGGGGUAGUUGUAGCUGGUGGAGUUUAAGCGAGCAUGAGGAAGAGCGAAGCAGCACAGCAGCGGAGCCCGUUACGCUGCUGCACGCUCUUUGUCGAAUGUGGGAUUUGGUGGAGACUCGUAGCUCAAGAUGGGUUAUCUUCAUUGCGUUUAGCUCUUUGAUUAUCGCUGCACUUUCUGAAAUCUCAAUGCCAAGUAUAUUGACGGAAUCCAUAUUUGCUGCUCAGAGUGGUGAUGCUGUUGUUUUCUAUAGGAACUCAAAGCUUUUGGCUUUUUUGUGUAUCACUUCAGGGAUUUGCAGCGGCCUGCGAAGUGGUUGUUUUGGAAUUGCCAAUAUUAUUUUGGUGAAACGCCUCAGGGAAACUCUAUACUCGGUUCUUCUUUCCCAGGAUAUAUCCUUUUUCGACAGAGAAGCAGUUGGUGAUUUGACGAGCAGACUCGGGGCUGAUUGUCAACGAUUAUCGCUUGUUAUUGCGAAUGAUAUUCAUUUAAUAUUACGCAAUGUUCUUCAGGGGACAGGUGCAUUGAUCAAUUUGCUGAUAUUAUCGUGGCCUCUCGCAUUAUCGGCAUUAUUUAUAUGCUGUAUCUUAUCUCUGAUUUUUCUUCGUUAUGGCCUGUACCAAAAGAAAGCUGCAAAGUUAGUCCAAGACUUCACUGCUGGUGCCAAUGAGGCUGCGCAAGAAACACUCUCCCUAAUGAGAACCGUCCGAGUUUAUGGAACUGAAAGAAAAGAGUUUGGAAGGUUCGAGCAAUGGCUAGACAAGGUAGCGUUUAUAAACAUUCGAGAGAGCGUGGCUUAUGGACUCUGGAGUCUGAGUUUCAGUACUCUUUAUCGUGCGACGCAGGUUAUCGCAGUGGUGUUAGGAGGGAUUUCAAUCAUGAGUGGUCGUGUAUCAGCUGAGCAACUGACGAAGUACGUACUGUAUUGCGAGUGGUUAAUUUUCGCAACUUGGAGGGUCACGGAUAACGUAUCGUCGCUAAUGCAGUCAGUCGGAGCAAGUGAAAAGGUUCUUCAGUUAAUGGACUUGUUGCCCAGUGACCAAGUCCUAUCGAAAGGUAGUAGUAGCACUCCAUCUCAUGAAGGGGGAGGUGUGGAGUUGCAGAGGGUAAUGGGACAUAUUCAGUUCGUAAAUGUUUCUUUUCGCUAUCCUGCAAGAGCGAAAGUCCCCGUACUAGAGAACAUAAAUCUUUCCAUUCAAGCACAUGAAGUCGUCGCAAUUGUUGGUCCGAGUGGUAGCGGAAAGAGUACGUUGGUCAAUCUUUUGCUUCGUCUCUAUGAACCAAUUGCCGGUCAGAUUUACAUCGACGAUUUUCCGCUCAGAGAGUUGGAUAUCAGGUGGCUGAGAGGGAAGAUUGGAUUUGUUCCACAGGAACCUCAUCUUUUUCGUAUGAGCAUCAAGUCGAACAUAAUGUACGGAUGCUCUAGAGAAAUCGAAGACGAAGAUAUAGAACUGGCUGCAAAGCAGGCCUAUGCUCAUGAAUUCAUCUCCUCUCUCCCUGACGGCUACGAAACCAUCGUUGAUGAUGGUUUGCUCAGCGGGGGUCAAAAGCAGCGAAUUGCUAUCGCCCGAGCGAUUCUCAGAGACCCGGCCAUACUGAUCCUUGACGAAGCCACCAGCGCUCUAGAUUCUGAAACUGAACAUUAUGUCAAGGGGAUUCUUCAUGCAAUGAGGAAUGACAUUAAAGCAAAACGAACUGUCAUUGUCAUAGCACACAGGCUUUCGACCAUAGAAGCUGCUGACAGAAUCGUUGUGAUGGACGGCGGUCGAAUCACCGAGAUGGGAAAGCACACAGAGCUCCUCAAGAUGGAUGGAUUAUAUGCAAACUUGGUUAAAGCUCGAACAGACGCCUUGGCUUGACUCGUCAAUCCGAUAUUCUAAGCUACUGUAAUUACCUUAAUAUCGAACUCAAAGUAAAAGGCGGCACACUGUCCUCGCCAACUAACGCAUUGCCGCUGUCAAUUAUUUGCUAAAUUUCCCAGUUCAAAAAGUAAAAGAUAGAAGUAGUACA
Messenger RNA from Pyrus x bretschneideri (Chinese white pear), 2520 nucleotides. RefSeq names its product ABC transporter B family member 26, chloroplastic. Lineage: Eukaryota; Viridiplantae; Streptophyta; Magnoliopsida; Rosales; Rosaceae. Gene Ontology annotation, cellular component: membrane. The record is from RefSeq and is a predicted model, not a curated record. Gene Ontology annotation, molecular function: ATP binding; ATP hydrolysis activity; ABC-type transporter activity. The coding region runs from base 288 to 2369 and encodes 693 amino acids. Gene Ontology annotation, biological process: transmembrane transport. The transcript is spliced from 20 exons.